AUGAAAUCAGUGUUCGGACCGGAGUUUGAUUGGACACCCGAGACAAUAGGAGUGGUGGACUCGUCAUUUUUUUGGGGUUAUUUAGUGACACAAAUUCCCGGCGGAUUCCUCGCCGCCAGAUAUCCGGCCAAUAGGGUGUUUGGGACAGCUAUAGCCAUGUCAGCAUUCCUAAAUAUGCUACUACCAGGAGCAGCCAAAAUGCACCCGGGUUGGGUCAUGUUUGUUCGUAUCCUACAAGGAUUAGUCGAGGGCGUCACAUAUCCUGCGUGUCACGGAAUAUGGCGACAUUGGGCGCCACCAUUAGAGAGAAGCCGUUUGGCGACAUUGGCUUUCUGUGGCUCGUAUGCCGGCGCUGUAGUGGGUCUACCCAUGUCUGGAAUGUUAACCGAAUGGUUAGGUUGGGAGACCUGUUUCUACUUUUAUGGGUGUUUAGGCCUGGGAUGGUAUGCAUUAUGGAUGUGGCUGUCAUUUGAAAAGCCAUCCAAACAUCCGACUAUAAGUAGAGAGGAAUUAGUUUUUAUUGAGAAUAGUAUUGGAGUCGUGAAUCAAAAGCCACCGACACUCCAAACCACUCCAUGGGUAGAGAUAUUUAAAUCGCCGCCGGUUUACGCUAUAAUAAUCGCCAAUUUCUGCCGGUCCUGGACUUUCUAUCUGCUCCUCAUUUCCCAACCCAUGUAUUUCAAGGAGGUCUUCAAGUUUGACGUCGAAAAAUCGGGACUAUUAGGAGCCCUUCCGCACCUGUGUAUGACAUUUGUGGUGCCAUUUGGGGGCCAUUUAGCCGACCAUUUGCGCCAAUCGGGCAAAUUGUCGACAACUAAUGUGCGGAAGUGUUUCAAUACGCCGCCUAAACCAUACCUCCGGGACAAAGACGAAGAUCACCCGUCGUGA
Oppiella nova is the source of this 888-nucleotide messenger RNA. Lineage: Eukaryota; Metazoa; Arthropoda; Arachnida; Sarcoptiformes; Oppiidae. The record is from the annotation of a GenBank genome assembly.